Erinaceus europaeus (western European hedgehog) is the source of this 2723-nucleotide messenger RNA. RefSeq names its product zinc finger RNA binding protein 2 (gene ZFR2). Gene Ontology annotation, cellular component: precatalytic spliceosome. The transcript is spliced from 19 exons. Lineage: Eukaryota; Metazoa; Chordata; Mammalia; Eulipotyphla; Erinaceidae. The record is from RefSeq and is a predicted model, not a curated record. Gene Ontology annotation, molecular function: single-stranded RNA binding; double-stranded RNA binding; zinc ion binding. The coding region runs from base 589 to 2655 and encodes 688 amino acids.
CUUGUGACGUCACUGGCCCGCGGCCCCGCCCCCCGCGCGACGGCGAGGACGCCAAGAUGGCGGCGAGCGGCUGUUGUGGCUGCGAGCUGGGCCUGGGCGGCGGGUCUCGGCCCAGAUUCCCUUAAUGGGAUGAGAAGAGAGCAAAGCAGACCCUCCCUCCAACACUUGUGCUGCCAGGGCUCGAACCCGGGGCCUCGCGUCUGAGAGUCCAGUGCGCUGCCCUCUGCAUCCCCUCUCCGUGGGGCUGCCCUGGGGUUCUCGUCGUCUCUCCGGGGUGGGGUCUGGCUCCCAGGAGCUGAGCUAGAGAAAACUAAAAAAGUGAAGAAAGGGACCAAAGACAGAGAGCUCACAAGCCAGGGAAUCUGCCUCACCAGGCUUGUGGCUCAGGUUCGAGUCCUGACACCACAAAGGAGGCGCCACAGCACUGGGGGGAACUCUGGAGCGGCAGAGGGUGGCGGAAGGUUCGAGAACCUUGCAGGAGAGCCAGAUUCCGCAUGUGGGACUCCAGGUGGUGCCUACAAUCCCCACCUUGCUGCUAAGGCCCUGCCCAUCCUCCAUGGGGCUCUCCAGGACCCUCCCUGCCACAGGAUGGAUGCCCCCCAUCUCACCACAUUGUCGCUCUGCCCUCCAGGACCCCCGGCCUGUGACGAAGCCGAGUCCCCCAUGGCCAGCCCCACCUGCUCACCAACCCCCCAGAUGCAGCUCCCAGCAGAGCCGAUCUCCCCGGACCCAUCCCCGCCGCCCCAGGACCCCCAUGUCUGGCAGCCCAGGGCCAGCACCCGGCUGCGACCCGUCUUCUUCUGUGACCUCUGCGGGGUUGGCUGCGCCGGCGCUCAGACCUACCGCGAGCAUCUGGAUGGGCAGCGACACCGCAAGAAGGAGGUGCUGGCCACUUUGGGGGAUCAGCUGACCUGUGACCUGUGCCACGUGGCCUGCACUGGCCCCCGCGCCCUCGCUGCCCACAUCCGGGGCGCCCGGCACCAGAGGGCCCUCCGGCGGUACAGCGACCUGGAGGAGCCUCCCGCAGAGCUGAGGAGCCUGGGAGGGCGCGGCCAGCAGGGGCCUCCUGACAGCCCGGCAGACCACGGACCCUCCAGACAGACAGCGGAGGGACCCAGAGUGCAGGCCCCGCGUAACGAGGCGGGGGAGGCUUCCGGAAGCGACUCGGCGCCCCUGGGCCUGGAGUUCGUGGAAGAGGUCCGGGACGGCCGGGGCCGGGUGCUGCGUCUGCGCUGCUCCUUGUGCGCCUGCAGCUUCAACGACCGACAUGCCCGGGACCUGCACCUGCGCGGCCGGCGCCAUCGGCUGCAGUACCGGGAGAAAGUGGACCCUGAGCUCCCGCUGAGCGGCGCCCCGAGCGCGCGGACCUGCAGACGCCUGGACGAGCAGCUGCGGCGGCAGAGGCGGCAGAAACGGAGGCGGCUGGAGGCCUUGAGACACCUGCACAGCCAGGCGCGGAUCCAGGACGUGCUGCGGAGCCGGGAGCAAGAGCCCGGGGACCCAGGCCGCGCGCCCCCCUCAACCAGCUCGGAAGACCCCGCUGCCGCCUGCUCCUGGCCCCCGCGGCCGCCCCCCCAGCAGCCGCCCCGGCGCUGGGAGUCCCGGGAGGACCGGCACGCGCUGAGCCGCCACGCCGCCAUCUACCCCGCGGAGGCGGAGCUGCGCGCCGUGCAGAGCGCCGUGGAGCACACGGAGCGCGCCCUGCGCCGGGUGUCGGACCAGCUGGCCCUGGACAGCGGCUGCGACAGCAGCGACGGGGACGUGGCUGCCUCCCUGAGGGUCCUGAAGGGUGUGAUGCGUGUGGGGACCUUGGCCAAGGGGCUGCUGCGGCCGGGCGCCCAGCAGGUGCAGCUGCUUCUGCUCUGCUCCCAGAAGCCCACGCGCAGCCUGCUGCGGACUGUGGCUGAGCUGCUGCCCCAGGAGCUCCCGGCCGUGACCGAGGCCGAGUACCGGGUCUCCCAGGACGCCGAGGCGGCCAUCACUGUGGCCUCGUGCGAGGAGCCCCACGUGCAGGUCACCGUGUCCCUCACGUCGCCCCUGAUGCGAGAGGACCCCUCCACACCCCCAGGAUCCCGGGCAGCCUGCUCUGACCCCGAGGACAUCCUGAACCCCGACAAGUGUCUGCAGGACCUGAAGGCCCUCCGCCAGGCCAAGUGGUUCCAGGCCCGGGCCAGUGGGCUGCAGCCCUGCGUCGUGGUCAUCAGGCUCUUUAAGGACUUGUGUCUGCGGACCGCCCCCUGGGCACCCCUGCCUGCCUGGGCCCUGGAGCUGCUGGUGGAAAAGGCGCUGAGCAGUGCGGCGCGGCCCCUGGGCCCCGGGGACGCCAUCAGACGAGUCCUGGAGUGCGUGGCGGCGGGGACGCUGCUGCCUGACGGGCCCGGCCUGCAGGACCCCUGCGAGAGAGAGCUCACGGAUGCCCUGGGGCCCAUGACCGCCCAGGAGCGGGAGGAGCUCACGGCCAGCGCCCAGCAUGCCCUGCGCCUGGUGGCCUUCCGGCAGAUCCACCGGGUCCUGGGCAUGGAACCCCUGCAGCCCCCCAGGAGCCGGCUCGGCGCGCGAAUGCGGAAGCGGUUGCGGGAGGCUGGAACCCAGGCCUCGGACCCGGGGCCGGUGGCCAGCAAGCAGGCUCGGCCCGGGGGCGAGGGGGAGCCCUGAGCUGCGGGGCCCGAGGAGGCUCUGGAAGAGGCGGGGGCGUCGGGAAUAAAGGCACUGAGCCCCUCUUG